Molecule: messenger RNA, 867 nt
Organism: Paramecium octaurelia
Lineage: Eukaryota; Ciliophora; Oligohymenophorea; Peniculida; Parameciidae
Source: the annotation of a GenBank genome assembly
AAAUAAUGCAACAACCCUUCACAAUAAAUCCAAAGUGCUUUGGGUAAUUUGUUAGACCUAAACAUAAUAAUGAACAGCAAGAAUAAAAAUAAAAGAAUGAAUAAUAAUAAUGUUUAUCUAAAAAUAUUAAUGACAACCCAUAGAUGUGGGUGAAAAAUAGAUCAAUCACAAUAUGUUCCAACACAUCUACUUUGCCUGAAACUUUGUCUACAUCUUAAUAGAUCUAAGAGUUGAAUUAAUCGAUUUAAGAAGUGAAAUAGGAAGAAAUGUUUUAUAAAACCAUGCCAACAUUAUUCUAGUAAUUUUAAUAAAAGAACAACAGAAAAUACGAACCAUAAAUGUAGAUCACUCAAUUCUAAAUUGAUCUGGCUAAAGUAAGAGUCUAUCCCUAUCAAGAUUUGUGAUGAUGACAGAACUACUCUGAUGAUUCGCAAUAUCCCUAACAAAUACACCCAACCAAUGUUGCUAGAGAACAUAGACAUUAAUCAUAAAGACACUUAUGAUUUUUUUUAUCUUCCAAUAGAUUUUACUGUAAAUUUUUAAUCAAUAUUAGAAUAAAUGCAAUGUAGGUUAUGCAUUCAUUAAUUUCUUGCAUACCAAAUUUAUACCAAAGUUUUUUUUAGAAUUUCAAGGCAAAAAGUGGAAGCUCUUUAACUCAGAAAAAGUAUUAAUUUCCAUAAGAUUUAAUAGAUCUGUGAAAUCACCUAUGCCAGAAUCCAAGGUGUAGAAUAGUUACAGGGUCAUUUCUAAUACUCUACGAUUAUGCAAGAGAAGGUAAGACAUUCUCAUUUCUAUAUCAAGGAUAACAGAUUAAAGCCUAUAUUUAAGAAAAAUAGAUCCGAUUAACAAUUUAUUAAGUGGAGAUGA